UCAGUUUCAGUUGCGUGUUGAAAAUUUGAUAUGGUGGUGUACUGUCGCAGGAGGUGAUCGUGUAAUGUUGUUAUUUUUAAUGACAUGUGCUAAUGAAAACCUGAUAAACAUGACAUAAAAUAAUGGAGUGCAAAGUAUUUGUGUUGUAUUCAUUUUACUUAUUAUUAAAAGUAUGUAGCUGCAUAGACCAAGCAUCAUUUUAUGGGAACAGUUUUAUUUCGGUGCCGUUCAAAGAAGCCAGAAGUUCCACGGAUAUUCAUUUUAAAUUUAAAACUCAUUUACUUGAUGCUUUAAUAUUACUAGUAGCUGGUACUACAGAUUAUUGCAUUGUUGAACUGGAGAAUGGCAGAAUUAAAGUUAAUAUCAAUCUAGGAGCUGGUGAAUCAGAAUUAUUGUCACCUAAUAACCUGAAGCUGAACGAUUUUAAAUGGCAUGAAGUCAUCAUUGCAAGAAGAGAGGCCAACCUAUCCAUGACUAUUGAUAAAUCACAUAAAGUACAAAAGCAUCUUCCAGGAAAAUUUUUUGAAUUAAAUAUCCACUAUGGACUGUUCGUUGGUGACAACAAAAACAAAAAUAAUACAGAUAUAUUUUUCGGUCACGUAGAUAAAUUUAGAGGGUGUCUGUCAGGGUUGCGAUAUAACGAUAUAAUGGUACUGGAACAAGCGAGACAUCGACAGUCACAAUCUACUGUCCAAGGAAUAACUUGGAACUGUGCGGCUGAAUUUGAGGCAACCGUAGACCACCCUAUCAGUUUCGUCGAAGACGACGCAUACAUGAUCAUCCCACAAAAACAGCAUUACAAAGAAUUCAAGAUACAUUUUGAAGUAAGAACCAUAACGAGAGACGGAAUAUUAUUUUACAACCCAGGCCAUAAGUUGAAGCCAGAUUUUUUUCUGAUAGAGCUGAACAAUUACUCGGUCCGGAUCGUAGUGAAGGUGGGGGAGAAAAUAUUGAAACUGCUGAGUAAAAAUACGAAAAUUUCUGAUGGGGAGUGGCACAAAGUAUUCUUCAGACUGUCCACUUCGUCGAUAGAGCUUAGCAUUGACGAAAAAGUCGUAAGUGAAAAAAAUAUCCAUGGGCACCUGUUCCAGCUAAGCGACAGCUCAUAUUUAGGUGGCUUAGAGAUUAGCAAAAGGUUCCGUGCAACUCAAAAAGGUUGUAGUAAAUCUUGUGAUAGUAGCUUUAAAGGUUGUAUUCGACACCUUUACGUAUUAGACGCCAAAAAAGGACUUCCAGAUGCAAAUGUAACUGAGGGCCUCUUGCCAGGAUGUAUGUGGCAAUAUCCUUGCUUACAAAAUCCUUGUAAAGACAACGGAAUUUGUAUCCAACAAGGUUUGGAUUCGUUUCAGUGUCAAUGCCAGGAAGAUCUUUGCGUAAAUGUUAAUUACACCGAGCGUUAUAAAGUGUUUUCCAAGAGUAGCUUAGCUACGGAAUUGGAGUUGUUAGCAGUUGGACCACUGGAUGUUUUAGAGGGACAAAGCGAAAUUAUAACAACGAGGAAUCUCCACAUGAUCCUCGAUUAUCAAAAAUAUGGUAUCAAAGAUUCAGGUAUCAACUUUUUCAUCGUUGAAGGCCCUGAACAUGGAAGUAUAACUAUUGACAUUUGGCCCCACGGGAAUUCCUUUUCAUUACAUGACGUCGCGAGGGAUAAGGUGCAUUAUGUUCAUGAUGGAACUGAAAGUAGUCACGAUAGUAUGGUUUUGGAAGUUGAAUUUUCAACAGCUGACACUUUUACAUUGCCUGUGUACUUGCAAGGAAAAUUUCGUUUUAGUUUAUCAGCUAACGUUAUACCAACAAAUGAUGCUCCUGUUUUGGAUAUCAGUGAUUCAACCGUUUUUCGUACAGUACAGGGAACGAAAAAGUUUAUAUCACCAGAGGUAUUUAAAGCGGUUGAUCCAGAUAAUGCCCCGUCAGAGCUAAUUUAUUCAGUUUUAAAGUCGGAAAGUGGUUUCUUUGAGAAUGUUAAGAAGCCAGGCGUCAAAAUAACGUAUUUUACCCAAGAAGACGUUGAAAAAGGAAAAAUCGUAUUCUUCGACCAAAGUUCCGGUUCAAACACGUCGUACAUAUCCCUUCAAGUUUCUGAUGGUAUAGAGAUUAGUCCAGUUUACCAAUUACGAGUAUCUAUUUCUCCGCAAUAUUGGAGACUGGAACGAAAUACAGGCCUAAUAGUUUUGCAUCAAACUUCAUCGAUAAUAACGCCUUAUAAUUUAAGUUUUACAUCGAAUGUAGCCAUUCCAGAUUACUCAGCGCAAUUCACGAUCGUGAAGAAGCCUCAGUAUGGGGUCAUAGAAGUAGAAAAAAAUGUGAAUUCUUGGGAAGCAUCGGAUAGUUUUACUAGCGGUGACCUGAAACAACAUCGUGUGAGGUACAGACAUGUUAAUUCGAAGCCAGAUUUCGACGAAUUUCAGUUCAGAACGUUGGAUAAAUCCCAAUUAUAUACAUUUAGGCUAACAUUCGCAAAGUGUACUUUAUACAAAUUGAACAGCAAAACCAUGAAAUUACACGAAUACUGGGAAAUGCCGAUAUCUACAAAGUACUUGUCGUUCGAAACGAAACCCAUGAAAACGCUUACAUCGAUAACCUACGUUAUAUCUAAACCUCCUGAGUAUGGUUUCCUGUUUUCUUCUGUUUCCAAGUACAGGCUAAGAUCCUGUGAUACGUUUACUCAGGAAGAUAUUGUUUCGCAAAAUAUUAAGUAUAGACUGUACCAAAAGGCUUACUCAGAUGUGGAAGAUUAUUUUUCCUUCGUUGUUCUAUCACCGGGUUGCAAUAACGUCUCUUCAGAUUUGACAAUAACCUAUUCCCCUCCCAUGGAAGACAAGUUGAAAGUAACCGUAAAUUUAAAACCACUCCACGUCGAAGAAGGGUCUUCUGCUCUUAUCAACCCAUCCCACUUAUACUUAGAAGCAGAUUUUGUAUCGGAUUUAUUAUAUAAUUUAACGAGUAAAGUAAAACAUGGUAUUCUGCAAGUUAAAAAGGGCGAUAUUGUCAAAAAUGAUACGAGUUACUUCACUGCAACUGAACUGAAAAACAACUUGCUUCACUACCUUCACGAUGGGUCUGAAACUCUAACAGAUUCAUUUAAGUUUAUCGCUUUAUCAACGAACGAAGAAAAUUUCCAAUACGUUGGACAGUUUAAUAUAAAUAUUCGUCUGAAGAACGAUAACAGCCCGGUAAGGGCGGUUGAUAAAGUCUUCCACAUCGUAGUAGGUGGUGAGAGACUUUUAACAGGAAAAGAUUUAAAAUACACAGAUGAAGAUCUAGGAACGCCAACUUCGAUGAUAGUGUAUACCUGCCGUGAAUCUCCCAACGGACAUUUCUACUACAUCAACAGUCCCAGCACGAAAAUCACAGAAUUUACUCAGGAAGACUUAGACGAAAGCAGGAUCAUUUUCAAGCAUAAAGGACCCGAGUACGGUAAAGUAAGAUUGUGGGUGACUGAUGGACAGUUCCACGUAAACGGAAUUUUGGAGAUACAAGCUUCGGCACCGUUCAUUCACGUUGAUAUGAAUAAAAAAAUUAUAGUAGAGCAAGGAAAAAUCGUUGUAAUUACGAGUGAACACCUUUCGUAUUCUACAAAUGUGUACGCUUUUGAUAAAGAUGUGGUUUACGAAGUGACCAGUCCGCCUACUUUUGGGAAAGUGGUUUCUUCAAAGACGCUGAAAGUAAUUAAGAAUUUUACCCACGAAGAUAUAAGCAGGGGUCUAAUAAGCUAUCUCAAUGAACAGCUUGCUGGUAAUGCCGAUGAGAUUGGGAUUAGAAUUCGCUGCAAAGAUGCUAUUAAUGUUGCCCAGUUAGGUGUUUGGAUGUUACCAUCGAACUAUUGGGACCCUUUAGACAUCAAGAGUUUGAAAAAGCUGUCUGUUGAGGAAUCGACGAGUGCUUUAAUCACGAAAAAGAUAUUAGAGAUUUCUCAAAUUAACGUACCACCAUCAGCGAUUACCUACCACAUUGGAGAAAUGCCCGAAUACGGGUAUUUAACUAUUUUGUCCGACGGGAAAAACGGCAACGAACAAGUCAAUGUGGUGUCUUUCACUCAAAACUUAAUAAACGAGAACAAAGUUUUAUAUAUCCAAUCGGGGACGAAUCAGACUAGGGACAGAAUAGUAUUUAACGUUACAAAUGGAAUAGUGUGGAGAAAAAACGUUCAUUUGGAUAUAGAAAUUAUACCAGAAAGACUUUACUUAGGCAGCAACAACUUGGUGGUCAACGAAGGUGGCGUCGCCGUCUUAACAACAGCUCAUCUAUUUGUACUUACAGAGUAUUACAAAUCAAAAGUCACUUUGUACACUAUUACAGAUAAUGUGAAACAUGGUUGCAUUCAAGUUCACAAAAGGUGCAUCAAAUCCAAAGCAUUUUCUUUAAAAGAAUUGCAGGCGGGUGUGGUGCAGUACGCUCAUGAUGGUACCGAAAAUUUGGAAGACCAAGUAACGGUAGUAGGAGAAACUAGCCAGAAAAAAAGUUUCCCAAUUAUCUUGAAGAUCACCAUUCUUCCAGUUAAUGAUCAGAAGCCUAGGCUGGUGAAUAAUACGGGUCUUAUUAUGUGGGAAGGCAGUGUUGCAGUUAUAACAAAUGAAAUGCUGGCUGCUGUUGAUGACGAUAGGCCUAAAGAUACCUUGAAGUAUCAGGUGCAAAGUUGUUGGUGGGGUAGUGUUUCCUUAAUAUCUGACGUGACAACUUCCCUUAACUAUUUCACUCAGGAAUUGCUGGACAAAAGGAUGGUGGUUUUUCGACAUCAAAAUGGUUCUGAAGCGAGAUUCAAGUUUAAUAUAAGUGAUGGUUUACAUACAACCAAGGAUUAUAUUUUUCACAUUAAAACGAAGCCAGUACAGUUAAAAUUAGUAAGCAAACCCCUGCACAUCUUUCCACUACAAAGAAAAUAUCUUACAUCUAAUCACUUGCUUACUACGGUGUCCGAUUUUAAUAGAAAAAUUCAUUACGAAGUCAUCGUGCCUCCAAUUUUGGGUAGACUGAUGAUGGAAUCAGAGAAAAUGGGAAUCUUCAAGGUAGUGUCUAGUUUCAGUCAAGAUGAUCUGAAUAAUACGAAAGUUUUCUAUGAGCACACUCAUCAAUUUUCUGAUCUGUAUGCUAACGAUUCGUUUAUGUUUAAUGUUAGGGCCCAUCUAGCUCCAAAAUUAGUAAAUCAGAUUUUGAAAAUUGACAUAUCUGUAUCUUCUGGAGGAUUGGAUGCAUAUGUUAGCAUUCCAAAGAUAUCUGUAGAUGAAGGUGGUGAAACUAGCAUCCCUUUAAACCUUUCUGGAGUGAUAUCAUUUUUGGAGAAUCAUGCAGGGCUUCGUUCUCCUAUAAUACACGCUUCAGCCAUGACACCACUUCACGGCCAGGUGUUUCUGCAGCAUAAUAAAAAUUUAACGACUUUCACGCAAAAACAAUUGGAAUCAGGUCAAGUUUAUUAUGAACACGAUAACUCGGAUUCUUUAGGAGAUAACAUACAUUUCUCGCUGUAUCUUAUACCUGGUUAUGUUACUUUGUGUAAUGUUACCGUUCCAAUAAUCGUAAAUCCUGUAAAUGACCAACCUUUUAAGCUGGUCACUCCAGCCCCGAGCCUAGAAGUUGUGCAAGGGGAAAACCAUACAAUAACAAGGCAUGAAUUAGCUACGGAAGACCCAGAUACUCCUCCGUCGAAACUUAAAUAUGAUAUAAUCUCCGAGCCUACUAAAGGCAAGUUGAUUUUAUUACCGGAUGGUGUGCCUGUUACAUAUUUUACACAGGCAGAUAUCGAUGAAAACAGGCUUGUCUACAUCCAUGAUGGUACCUCGCUGAAGGAUUCCUUCCAUUUCCGUAUAUGGGAUGAGCGAUUUAGACCACAAUUUAAACUUUUCAACAUUAUAGUGAUUCCGAUAAAUAUUACCAUUUUACCUGGGCUACCGGUGUAUUUAGACCAAGGAUCUGAUGUCGUUUUAUUAUCAGAGAAACAGUUCUUCAUCGAUACGAAUGCCGAUAAAAACAAAGUUCAGUUCACCGUGAAACGUCCUCCAAAACAUGGAGUUUUACAUAAAGAUAAUCACGCAAAUUCCUUCUAUAAGAACAAGCCUAUGACGUCAUUUACUUAUGCGGACUUAACGAGUGAAAAAAUCAUGUACUUGCAAAUGGAUAUGACAACGGCUAACGAUAGUUUUCACGUGUAUGGUGAGAUAUCAGCAGGCAAUACAUCUUUUGGAAGUGACAUGGAAGUUGUUAUUAAAGUACAGCCGUUUAUGCAGAUUUAUAAUUUUACCAUAAAAGCAGGCGAAACUUCUAGAUUAACGUUGAACGCUAUAGACGCUACGCCUUUGGCUAAGUUAACAAACAGUAACCCUAACUAUACUAUCAUAAGCUUGCCGAAAUACGGGCAGGUGAGGAAAAUAAUCCGAAGUUCGGGUGAAAAACGAAAUGCCCUCGACAAAGUUGUUAAUACUUUCACUCACGAAGAAGUACAAAGCGGUUUGAUUUACUUAGCGAUUAAGGAUAUAGAGGUGCCAUGGGAUGGUAUUCAGGAUAAAUUGGUUUUUAUGCUGGCGACAAGUAUUUUUCAACCCGCCGUCGGUGAACUGAAAAUUAAUAUUAAAUCUUCUUUGGAUAACGAUGUCUCUUCGACUUUACCAGGACCUAGCGAUCCCGCAAGUCAUGAAGGUGGAAGACAUCUCGCCAGUCCAAACAUUACAAGAGAUUACUUGCUAAUAGUGAGUAUGGCUGCUGGAGUAGUCGUCCUAGGCAUCGCUGUAAUAAUCGUUAUCAAGUGCCGUUCCUUGGAUGCACAAAUGAAUAAAGAGGAGCAAUGUACGCAACCCAUUCCUUUACCCCGUCCACCCGAUAGGCUGCUGUCGUCGUCGCCACCGUUGAAAUCAUCACAUAUCGAUGGUUUCACCACUCCUAUGUCUACAGCACUGCCCCAAUGCAAGGUCACGCCCUUAAAUAGGGGCGAAUUAGAGUCACCCUCACCGCACGCAUGCUACCCUUACGGAGUCGACGAACAACCGGACGACUGGAGCAGCAUAGAUGCGUCAGAUCUACCGUCUUGUCCUAGCAAAAGUAUUAUGCUACGUAGAAAUCAGUAUUGGGUUUGAAUGGACUGUUUUAUAAUACUCACAAUUAUCACUGAGGUGCCAAAGCCAAAGAUCUCAUUUUUUUUUUAAGAAUUCCAACUAAAGUCAGCACUUUUCUGAAUGUAGCCCGCAUGUUGUUACCUUAUUCUUCAAGUAAAUAAUAUCAAAAUGUAAAUAGAAUUUAUAUGUAUAUUUUCAGUAUUUUUAAAAUUUAGUUUUUAUAUAUUGCUGGAAGCAGGUGUUUAAGAAAGUUUUUAACAAGUCGUGUUUUCUCAGUUAAUUAUUUUGAAUUAGCAAGUUUGAAACUUCUCAUCCAUAAUACUUAUGAAAAACCUUAAAUAAUCGUCCACAUUAGAUUUGGUUAAUAUAUACUUUACAGCUAAUCUUCAAUGUUUCGCACUAAAUCUGUUAUUUUCGAACAAAACUUUACAAUACUUCACUAGGAACGUUACCUAAGCAUGUUAAGUUUGUGAAGACAUGAGUAGCCUGCUAACGUAGGUCUCCAUUUUUUGACAAUAUUGUUCUGGGUGAUUUAUGAAAAGCAUGACACUAGCAGUUCUCUUAUCGAGAUUACAGUACGACUUUAGGUGGUAGUUGCCUUCAGAGACCACCUUGAAAAAAAUAUUUCCAAACAAAAUCAAAAUACUCCUUACUAGUCAUUCAAUAACUAAACCAAAAAGUAACCUAGAGAAAGUACAUACAUUUUUAUUCAAACCGUUUUAUAAAAUGUAUGUAUCUAUGUGAAUUUUAUAUAUUUUCUUUUAAAUUUUUUAAAUAUAGAUAAUUUUUAUACCAGUUAGUUUAGUGUCCUUCGUAGGUUAAAAUUACUUUCCGAGGCAAACAAAUUCCGCAGAUACGUAAUUGGCUAUGACCAAAUUAUUUGAAAUUAAACAUUUAUUUUUCUAUUAAAGUUUACUCAGUCAGAAUCGAGUCGUAUGUGUUAAGCAGCUAAAUUACACUUUUUCAUAGUUUUUUAAUGCUUACAACAUUGUCAAAUAAAUUAUUUUUGACGCUAUUACAUGAAUAGGUUGUGAUAAAUAUGUUUUAAUAUUGUUGACUAUUUGGCUGAUUAACACGAUUUUAUGUGAAAGUUGGGUAGGUAAAGUAAAAUCAAAGACGGGUCAUGCCACCUUAGAACUGUAAUUUUAACCUGAUGUUGAUUUUUUAUAUAUUCUAAGCUAGAGAGAAUAUCGUACAUUAUUAUAAGCACAAGGUGUUAUAUGUUUAUCAUGUUUGUUUUAAAAUAAAUAAACAUCUUUUUA
Molecule: messenger RNA, 8305 nt
Organism: Anoplophora glabripennis (Asian longhorned beetle)
Lineage: Eukaryota; Metazoa; Arthropoda; Insecta; Coleoptera; Cerambycidae
Gene: kon
Product: chondroitin sulfate proteoglycan 4
Exons: 11
Coding region: 123-7064 (2313 amino acids)
Source: RefSeq, a predicted model, not a curated record